Alternaria arborescens is the source of this 753-nucleotide messenger RNA. RefSeq lists its product as hypothetical. Gene Ontology annotation, cellular component: membrane. The transcript has a single exon. Lineage: Eukaryota; Fungi; Ascomycota; Dothideomycetes; Pleosporales; Pleosporaceae. The record is from RefSeq and is a predicted model, not a curated record. Bases 1 to 753 code for a protein of 250 amino acids.
AUGUCUUUCUUCCACAACGCUUGGAAGGCUCUGGACGGCUUUGGACAAGAGGCCGGCAAACGCGUUGGCGGCGCCGCACACCAGACAUUCAAGCAUCUCGACGCUUUCGGACAAGAUGCAGGUAGAAAAAUCGGACCUGCUCUUGGGGAAGCUUGGAAGCACAUGGAUGCGUUCGGUCAAGAGGCUGGAAAGCAGGUCGGCGGCGCCGCACACCAAACGUUCAAGCAUCUCGAUGCCUUCGGUCAAGACGCAGGUAAAAAGAUCGGUCCCGCUCUGGAGGAGUCAUGGAAGCAUAUGGAUGCGUUUGGUCAAGAGGCUGGGAAACAUACCAGCCUCGCGGCAGCAAGGACUAAGCAAUGGGUCGAAAAGCAUCCAGGAGAGACCGCUGGCAUCGUCGCGUGUGUUGUGGCUGCUCCCAUCGGUAUCGGAGCCGCGUAUGCUGUUUUGAAUAUGGUGGGCUUCACGGCUACGGGGGUUGCAGCUGGAUCAGCCGCUGCAGCAGCGCAAUCGGGGAUUGGUAGUGUCGCAGCUGGAAGUACUUUUGCGGUUCUGCAAAGCGCGGCAGCAGGAGGUGCUGGUGCUACACUCGUCAGUGGCGUCGCUGGAGGCACGGCCACCGGCAUUGCUGUUGCUGCCACGACUCCUGGAUUGAUCAAAGCUAUACAGGAAGGCAAGAAGGAGGUCACGAUCGAUGAUGUCACGUACAAAAUCGAAGACAAAGAGGAGGCGGAACCGUCACCACCAGCUCAGUAG